GCAGUAGCAGACUGCAUCUAAUACCACCGCAAUCCCACUAUACACCCGCCAAGCUUAGCAGCUUCCCGUGUCACCCCGGCCACUCCUAAACCCGAAUUGAACCACGCCGUCGCGACUUCCAUCGUUCACGAGCGCGACUGCCAUCGAAUAGGAACGCCAAUCCCCUGGGAGAAUGUCUGCGCCCUGAGUCUCGCAAACACCACCACCACCGAGCCCAAGGGCACCGUGGCAUCGACGCAUAUACCACUUCUAUUCUUUCAGCACAGCGCUGGUGUGUGGCCAUGAGGGAAUCCUUCGCUUCCUUGCUGGCCUCGCGGGCCGGCAAGCUCGCCCUCUCGCUGCUCAUCGCGUCAUCCACCCACGCACUGAGCUUCACACCCGUUCCCUCACCCAACCUCAACCUCGAUCAACUCGGCCGGGUAGCAUUCGCGGGCGACUUCGACUCCAUAUCGAUAUACCGAUAUGAGGGCCAAACCCAAGCAAACACCGGACGCACCGGAGCCCUUCUUUCACGAUACCCUAAUGGCGUGUUUGCCCCCAUCAACGAAACAGACGCCGACAUCAAAGCCAUGUGCACGUUCCAAUCGAACGGUCAGGACCGUAUAAUGUUUGCAGGAAACUUCACCAGUGUUGGAGAUCUUGCCACCCCCGGCGGUGUUGCGCUGCUUGACCCCAACAGCGGCAACGUGACAGCGAUGGAUGGCCUGGAUGGCGCUGUAAACACUCUUUACUGCGACGGCAACCAGGUCUACCUCGGCGGAGUCUUCACAGGCCUCAAUUCCACCAACGCAAUAAUAUGGAAAGAUGGUUGGCAGGCACUGUCGUUCGAGGGUUUCAACGGACCUGUCCACUCAAUACAGAAGGCACCGAAUAACAGCAUAAUAUUUGGAGGAGAAUUCAACGGACUAGGCGGCAAUGCAACAGUAGCGACGGAGAACAACACUCAGAUCAUUCCCAUCGCGAAUGCGAACAUCUCAGCCCAGACGAGCUCCGGAUUACCCGGCUUCACCGAACCCACAGACAUCACCUGCAAAGGCGACUUCACCGCGCAAGGCUCAGGCUCGACAUGGCUUCUCGCAGACCGCACAGCUGGCUUCUGGAAGGCUGAGUUCGGUUUCGGCUUCCGCCCUACUAAGUUGCGUCUCUUCAACACAGAUUACGAGGGUCGUGGUACCAAGACCUUCCGGUACACCGCGCUUCCAGACGGCGGCAUCAUGAACUUGACGUACACUGACCCCUCGACCGGCCGUCCAGCAUUUUGCGACGCCAGAUGCCCGCUUCCAGAAGGCAACACCACAGCACAGGACUUUGGCUUCGUCAACAAUAUUGGGAUGAAUGCUUUCAGGAUCGACAUUUCCGAUUGGUACGGCAACGGAGCUGGUCUGAACGGGGUCCAGCUCUUCCAGGACGAAAUGUACUCGUACGCCAUUGACGACUUUAACGAGCCCGGGAACUGUAGCACCGCAACCACGUUACGAUCGAAGUCGACUUCUACUGGCUCAUGGCAGGUGACGCCCUCGCACGAUAGUUUCUCGCAGUACCUCACCACCGUCUUGCAAGGACCAGAAAUCCCCACUGACACGAAUACCGUCACCUUCUAUCCAGACAUCCAGCAAUCCGGCAACUACUCAGUAACCAUUUACACGCCCGGCUGCGUGGGUGACGGUACCUGCGGAAGCCGCGGUCGUGUCAAUGUCACAACACAGAUGUCUCAAGGCGAGGAGGAUGCAGGCGCAGUUCUUUGGCAGACAAACAACUACGACAAGUAUGAUGAGAUCUACAACGGGCCCAUCAACAUUCGCGACGGUUUCAGGCCUUCAGUCACUGUUAGGCCUGCGUCUGGACAAGGGCCUACUGCCAUUACUGUCGUUGCACAGAGGGUCCGUUUUACACUCUUGAAGGCCACAUCUGGCAACCUAAAUGGUCUCUUCGAGUACACACCUGGCCAGGCACUCGCUGCCAUCGAGCUCUCUGACUCUGCCAUCAACCAAGCUGGAGCUAGCCUCACACCUCGCGAGAAGGCAGUCGUCAUGAGUGUAGCUACUGGCAAUGACAAUCUGUACGUUGGUGGCAACUUCUCCGCAGACGACGGUCGCAACAACAUCUUCCUUAUCGGCAAGAACGCCGAGGAUCCUACCGCGCUGUCAGGCAACGGAUUGGACAGCCAAGUCAUGACCAUGUUCCACAAUGACAGCACGCUUUAUGUUGGUGGUAACUUCACCAACACUAAUGACGGCAAGUCGACGGGAUUGAAUGGUGUGGCUGCCUAUGUCAACAACCAAUGGAAACCUCUCGGCGCUGGUGUCGAGGGCGUCGUUUUGUUCCUUGUCCCGUUCUCACUCAACCUCACUGCCGAUACUCCAGAGGAAGUGCUUGGUGUCAGCGGCUUCUUUGGCACAGUCCAUGCCUUCGACGACAACCCUUCUACAAUUGUGGACGGUCUUGCAAUUUGGGUACCAUCUCAAAACAACUGGUUGCACAAUCUAAACUCAACUACGUUCUCAGCCUCAGGCAGGCUCAUGACGUACGCUGAUGCAGCAGGCAACCGUUGGUUUGGUGGUUCCAUCACCUCGGGCUUCCUCGGAGCAAAUGGUGCAGCCGAACUGAACAGCGACAACGAUGAGUUGUCACUUCGUACAUUCCCCAUCAACAUCGAGGAUCAACAACAGCAGACCACUCUGCACAAGCGAGCCAUCAUGGACGGCGACAAUCUGCAGACCACUGGAGUUCGCACUGGAUUCUUCUACAAGGAGAACGGCAACAACAAGACAAUCUUGGCUGGACACUUCGGUGCCGAGGGCACUGAUGGACAGAACAUCACCAACGUCCUGAUCAUCGAUGGAAAUGACUCGGACAAAGUGACUGGUUUCAAUGAACAAGUUGACGCCAACUCGACAUUCGCCGCUGUAGCUGUGAACAACAAUACGCUCUACGCUGGAGGUGUAGUCACUGGAACCGUCAACGACAAGAUAGUCACCGGUAUCGUCGCUUAUGACCUUUCGUCAAACAGCUUCCCAAAUGUUCAGCCGCCUGCGCUCCAAGGAAACAAUGUCACCGUCAAUGCCAUUGCUCCUAGACCGAAAUCUGACGACAUCUAUGUUGGAGGACGCUUCCAGUCUGGCGGAGAGUUUACCUGCCCUGGUCUGUGCAUGUGGAACAGUGAGACCAGCCAGUGGAAUCGACCAAACAACAACGUGGCUGGCGUAGUCAACGCUUUGAUCUGGACCUCAGACACCACUUUGCUCGUGGCUGGUAACUUGACGUUCGGCGAGAACAGGACAACGGUCCUCUUGUUCGAUCAAUCGAAGAACCAAUUCACCGAGAUUGCUGGCGCCAACAACCUACCGGGACCCGUCACGGCGAUCACCGUUGCUACUAAAGAGGGUGACCAGCUUUGGGCCACUGGUAACAGCACUGACGGUACUGCGUACCUCCAACGCUUCGAUGGCAACAAGUGGACUUCCGUCGAUAACGGUUUGUUCGGUGCCGACACAGUUAUUCAUGGCAUCCAGGUGCUGAGUUUGUCCGAGAACCACGCAUCUUCAGACAUAAUCGAUCGAGACCAGGAUCUUCUGCUUAUGGGGCAGAUCAACAUCACCAACUUCGGUACUGCAUCUGGCGCCUUGUUCAACGGCACUACCUUGGCUCCCUUCCUUCUCGCUACAACAGCCGAGAACACUCCUGGAAGCUUGUCUUCAAUCUUUGUCGAGAACCCCAACAUGUUCUUCAGACAAUCCAAGAAGCACCUCGCUGUUGGUUUCAUCGUUCUAAUCGCCCUCGCCAUCGCACUCGCCCUCACUUUCCUCCUCGUCGUGAUCGGCAUUGCUAUCGAAUGGUACCGCAAGAGAGCACAGGGCUAUUCCCCGGCCCCGCAGUCUUAUCCUGAUCGGCUAGGCAAUGUAGGACGCCUACCGCCGGAGCAGCUAUUCGGAACGCUGAGCGGUCCACGAGCACCGGCAAUAUGAGAGCCCGUCAGG
Macroventuria anomochaeta is the source of this 3977-nucleotide messenger RNA. RefSeq lists its product as uncharacterized. Lineage: Eukaryota; Fungi; Ascomycota; Dothideomycetes; Pleosporales; Didymellaceae. Bases 282 to 3965 code for a protein of 1227 amino acids. The transcript has 2 exons. Gene Ontology annotation, cellular component: plasma membrane of growing cell tip. Gene Ontology annotation, biological process: positive regulation of establishment of bipolar cell polarity regulating cell shape. The record is from RefSeq and is a predicted model, not a curated record. Gene Ontology annotation, molecular function: protein binding.